Molecule: messenger RNA, 1440 nt
Organism: Cryptomeria japonica (Japanese cedar)
Lineage: Eukaryota; Viridiplantae; Streptophyta; Pinopsida; Cupressales; Cupressaceae
Product: UDP-glycosyltransferase 85A5-like
Exons: 2
Coding region: 1-1440 (479 amino acids)
Molecular function (GO): UDP-glycosyltransferase activity
Source: RefSeq, a predicted model, not a curated record
AUGGAAAAGGGAUUUGGUGGUGAAAAGCCUCAUGCAUUAGUUGUGCCAUUUCCUCUACAAGGUCACAUAAAUCCCAUGCUCUAUUUCGCUCACAAGCUCGUCUCCCAUGGAUUUCUCGUAACAUUCGUACAUAGCGAGCACAACCAGUCGCGCAUAAACGAAGCGAAGGAGAAAAUGAAAUUGGAAGAUGCAGAUAAAGAUAAUAUAAGAUUGGUGAGUGUAACCGAUGCCCUUGCGCCGGAGGAAUCUCGUUCAGACGUACCCAAACUACUGGACUCAUUGCAAGACACGCUCGCUUCUUCCUUGCAUAAACUCAUUGAGGACAUCAACAAAACCGAAGCGCAUGGGAUUACGUGCGCUGUUUUUGACCUCAGUCUUUAUUAUGUUCGGCAUGUCGCCAAGAAUUUGGAUAUUCCAUAUGUUCUGUUUUCUACGGUCUCUGUUGCCACUUGUGUCGUUGUCCAGGAAUCCUCCACCUUGAUCUCUUCCGGAAUCGUGUCUCCCAAUGGAACUGCGACGGUGGAUAAGAUGAUCAACGUUCUACCCUUUAUGCCACCUCUACGUUCCACCAAGUUAGUGUGGAUGUUUGGGAGCGAAGAUCAGAUCAAGAUAAACAUGGAGAUGACUUUCGAAGCAGCGAAUGCAAUUCGGGAGGAGUUCGUUGUGUUCAACUCCUUUUACGAUCUGGAAGCUCCCUCGAUCAACGACUACCCUGGAAAGGACACAAAAAUAAGCACAAUUGGUCCUCUAAUCUCCCCGGGAAUUUUGGAGGGAGAUUUAGGGCAGGGUGAGUUUGGCAGGCAGGGCAAUUUGCGGGCUGAGGCGGUGGAGUGUUUGGCUUGGCUAGACAAGCAGCCCAGGCAGUCUGUCAUCUACGUGUCCUUUGGGAGCUUGGCGAUAUUGAACGCGAAGCAGUUCCAAGAACUGGCUGCGGGGCUAGAGGCAACCGGCAGGCCGUUUCUGUGGGUCGUACGCUCGGAUUUGAUGGACGGCACGAUAGGCGCGUUACCUCCCGGAUUUGCUGAACGAGUAGGGGAUCGCGGGUGCUUAGUUUCAUGGGCUCCACAGCUCUCGGUUUUGUGUCAUCCUUCCACUGUGUGUUUUAUUACUCACUGUGGGUGGAAUUCGACAAUGGAGAGCGUGAGCACCGGCGUUCCCAUGCUUUGUUGGCCCUCCUCCUUUGAGCAGUUCCUCAACUGUACUUACAUUGUCAAUGAGUGGAAAAUUGGCUUGGAAUUGAUUCCAAAUGGAGAUGGAUUAGUAGAAAAAGGGGAGAUUUUGAAUGCUGUGGAAAAGCUACUGGUCGGUGAGGAAGGUAUCGACAUAAAGAAAAGAGCGACAUUUCUGAAGGAAAGGGCGAGGGAGUCUGUCAAGGCAGGCCACUCGUCAUUGUUUAACUUUAAUCUGGUAGUAGAGACGCUGCGAAGCAAGCGAAUAUAG